AGGGGGACUAAGAGUAUCUUAUUGGGAAGGGGCCCCAAUGCUAUGCGGUUAAAAGAAGCCAAGGGAUCAGUGACCAAUCAUGCCAGUGUUGUCGGAGCAGAGAGACUGAGCACGAGUGACGGUUUACUGCAAGUGAUAGGGCGAUCGAUCGAUCAACGCACCGUUUUUCUACUGUCAUACAUUCGAAACUGAGCUGGGCUGGACUGGGCUACACAAUCCCACUCCUGCAAUGUAACGUAGUGUAUGUAGGCUCAACUGGGUGGCACCCAGUUCCAGUGCUGAUUGAUCACGAAGGCAGCCCAUUUAGUUGGGUCCGGAAUUGGAAAGUAGCAGCAGGGUUCUUCAUCUGCUCGCAAUUGCCAAACUUUCUUUUCGCCCUUGUCGUAGGCAGCUUCCGAGAUUCACUUCUGGUGGGAGUAAUUUGUCGUGCUGUCUCCGAGUAGGCGAGGCAGGAUUGGGCUUUUGUUGGAGGCAUUUCGUCUCGUGCUUGGAAGAAGAUCGGCCCGUGGUGGAGUUCUGGCUCAUGGUUGGGAGGUCCUUUUGAGGACUCGUUCAUAGUAUAUCAUUAUUCGUGCAGAUUCUAGGGUUGUAGUUGUCCUUGGUUGCAACGAUGUUCGUUGCUCCGGAAUUCCAUGGCCGAAGUCUUCGGAUGUGAGACGUCAGUGUUGUAGCGGGGAUUUAGUAAACGGGAAAGCAGAUACGCAGAAUUUGAGGUAGUGUGAUAGAAAAUCAGGAGUCGAAGAGCGUAGGCAUGCAAUGACUCCGAUUACAAAGACCGAGAGCGCCCAUCAGAAGUACAGGUCGGGACAUUAUGCGGAGGCUCUGGAGCUAUACACAGAGGCUCUGAAUGCUGCCACGCUGCUGAAUCAUCAAAUUGCCCUUCACAGCAAUCGAGCAGCAUGCUAUCUCAAGCUGCAGCAGUUUAAGCCAGCAGCAGAAGAAUGCAGUGCGGUUCUAGAGCUCGAUGCCAAGCACGCAGGGGCGCUGAUGCUGCGAGCCCAGACUUUAGUUGCAAUGAAAGAUUACCAUUCCGCCUUGUUCGACGUCAAUCGCUUGCUUGAAACCAACCCCGAAUCCGAAGUGUACCGUAAUUUGCGAGAGCGAUUGCGGACUCAGAUGGCCUUGGCACCCAUUCCGGAGGCGGACAGUGAGACUCCUCCCGAUUCUCCCUCCCACCAACCAAUGCGUAAGUUGCCCGUUCUGGCAGGACCACCUCCGAAACCGGUGGGGUGGGCUGCAAUUCCGAAACCGACGGGACACACCUGUGUGGAUUACUCCCGCUGGAGCGGAUUGGGAGACGACAUCAGCAGCGACGAGGAGGAAGCAGAGGAGCAACCUCAAUACGCUUAUCGGCUGAAAAAUGUUGGAUUGAGCAAUAUUCGAGUUGUAUAAGAUAGCUACCGACUUAUCUUCUGGAUCAUUUCGUUUCUGAAAGUGGGGGUGUGAGGUUUGUUGAGGUUCCUCAACCAUUGUACAAAUACGAGAACUAUAUGUCAAUCUCAACUUGAAAAACAAGUGUUUUCGAAAUACUCUA
This is a messenger RNA of Physcomitrium patens, 1534 nucleotides long. The record is from RefSeq and is a predicted model, not a curated record. Lineage: Eukaryota; Viridiplantae; Streptophyta; Bryopsida; Funariales; Funariaceae.